AUGAAGUUCCUUGCUAUAUUUUUAAUGUUGGCUGCCUUUGUGGCAACUUCCUGGGCCCUGAAACAUCCGGACUGUGGUCUUCCUCAUUCACGUAACGGCGAUGGACGCAUUUCUUGCGAGGCUUAUAUACCCAGCUGGUCCUUCGAUGGUCAGGAGUGCGUGAAAUUCAUUUAUGGCGGAUGCGGUGGCAAUGCAAAUCGUUUUGGCACUAAAGAGGCAUGUGAGGCCAAGUGUUUGUAAUCUCACCAACUUGUAGACCACCAAAGAACGUUUUAAUAAAUUAGUCACAUUAAUGGGAAAA
This is a messenger RNA of Drosophila willistoni, 301 nucleotides long. Its product is annotated as male accessory gland serine protease inhibitor. NCBI's taxonomy places the organism in Eukaryota, Metazoa, Arthropoda, Insecta, Diptera, Drosophilidae. Gene Ontology annotation, molecular function: serine-type endopeptidase inhibitor activity. The record is from RefSeq and is a predicted model, not a curated record. The transcript has 2 exons. The coding region runs from base 1 to 240 and encodes 79 amino acids.